AUGGCCGGCGCGUUCGGCUCCGGAGCCGCCUUUGGCGCGGCCUUGACGACAGCCGGUAUCCAUCAGCCAGGCAUCAUCGUGGCCCAGAUGGACUUGACAAACUACCGGAUGGUCGAGACAUUCCUGACCGCUUCGGGCACAAGCAUGCUACUGGUCACCGUGCUUCAGAGGCUGGGCUACCUAAGUCUCAAGCCUCGAAGCUUUUCAUCCCUCGGCCUCUUCAGUCCCGUCGACGGCAAUAUCAUCGGCGGCUGCCUCCACGGCGCCGGCAUGGCGCUCUCGGGCGCUUGCCCUGGGACCUUGUUCGCGCAAAUCGGAGUGGGCAUAUGCUCUGGUGUCUACACGCUCGGGGGAGGUAUUCUCGGGGGCAUACUCUGGGCCGGUGUCCUCCGGCCGAUAAUAGGGGCACGAAAGAAGCCGAAAGACUCUGCGCCUGACAAGCUGACGGUCCCCGAGGCGCUGGCUGGUGUCGAUAGUAACGAGGCAAUCGUUACUGGGCACGUCAUCGGCUUUGAGGAGGUUGGCGACUACUUCUGGUGGGUGACCAGAGGCGGCAGUAAGCCCAAGUCGUACAGCGCCAUAUUCAUCACGACCGGCGUGGUGGCUGGGACUAUGGCGGUGUCGCUGGUUGUGCCUUCAGUAUUGGUGCCACAAGAUCGGUCCUAG
Molecule: messenger RNA, 666 nt
Organism: Anthostomella pinea
Lineage: Eukaryota; Fungi; Ascomycota; Sordariomycetes; Xylariales; Xylariaceae
Source: the annotation of a GenBank genome assembly